CUUCAUCUGAACCAGCUUCUGUACUUUUCACCUGAAGUCAAAAACACAGAACAACCUGCAGCCCAGCUCUCCGUGCAGCAGGUGUCGUUCUCCUCUGCGGCCACAGGUGUCGCCGGUGCGCCCGGUGCAGCAGCAGCAGCAGCAGCAGCCAUCAGCCAGAUGAACCGCAGCAGGAGGAUCCAGUCCACUCCACACUCUCCAUAUUGAAAGGGGAGCAACUUCUCCUCCAGCCGACUCCCACCGUCCGCCGCAAGCCCGCCCGCUGCUCCCCAGCGAGCCCAGCUGUCUCACCCAGCCCCGUGCUAUGACGCCGGACCUGGGGAGGAAGCAGAGGAACAACAGUACGAGCGCCACGCUGGUCGACACACAGUGAGACGGGCUGCUCCAACAAAGGCAUCUGGAUGCUGUGUCUCCUGCGGCUCAGGUGAAAGGAAGCAAAUCUUCUGUGGUUCAUUCCACUCCACGGUCCGGUGGUAGGGAACAAGUGCUGCAGAUCACUGAUAACCACACAUGUUUACCCAGAGGACGAGCAGGCUGUCAGGAUGAAGGAGGAGAAUUUGUUCCAUCGGAGGUUUUCUCUGUGCCCCAAUGCCACCUCCCCACCCAAAAUCGACCCCAGCACCCUCACGCGGAACCUGUCUUAUGGAGAAGACAACGACCUCUACAACCUCAGCCCAGGCAGUGAGACAGACAGGGACGGUCUCUCCAUGCUGAGUAAUGAACUUAGUCCUGCCCAAUCACCUGGCAGCAAGUCUGAGUCCAGGAUGUUUAAUGGUGUUGAGAAGGACUGCCCCUCCCCAACAGAGAAGCUGGCCCGGAAGGAGUCUCUCAAGGUACAAAAGCAGAAUUACAGGCAAGAAAAGAAACGGGCAGCUAAAGAACUGUUCAGUGCACUAAAAGAUCCCAGUGUCGUCAUCAUGUCCAACUGGCUAAAGAUCCGUGGCUCUUUAAAGAGUUGGACCAAGCUGUGGUGUGCUCUGAAGCCCGGAGUUCUUUUGAUAUAUAAGACACCCAAAACGGACCACUGGGUGGGCACCAUCCUGCUCAGCGCAUGCAAACUGAUUGAAAGACCCUCCAAGAAGGACGGUUUCUGCUUCAAGCUCUACCACCCACUGGAGAAAUCCAUCUGGGCUGUCAAGGGUCCCAAAGGAGAGAACGUUGGCUCCAUCACGCAGCCGCUACCCAGCAACUACCUGAUCUUCAGAGCAGCAUCUGAGUCCGAUGGCCGGUGCUGGAUGGAUGCCUUGGAGCUAGCUCUCAGCUGCUCCAGCCUCUAUAAGCUGACAGCCAAAGCAGGGAGAGAAGCAGAUAUCAGCACGUCUUCAGAGUCCUCGCAUAUACUCCACCUGCUGCAGUCUACCGCACUCAGUGAUACAGAGCUGCUACAGUUAAAUGACACCCUGCUGCUGGGCAACCACCACAUGGAGCAUGACGGCUUUUCAGACAAGUCCGAGCGCGAGGCUCACGAUGACUGGGACACGACAGCCAAUGAGAACGGUGGAAGGCUGACCGAGGAGAGCGACAUGGACCAAUCAGACGAGCUGUCCCCCGGGCCACAAGCCACAGCCUAUGUAGAGCAAAGCACAGAGGAGAUGGCUGAGGCUGGGGAGGCGUCCCAGGUGGAGACGGUGUCAGAGGAGAACAAGGGUCUGAUCUGGGGCCUGCUGAAGCAGCUGCGGCCGGGCAUGGACCUGUCGAAGGUGGUGCUGCCCACCUUCAUCCUGGAGCCGCGCUCUUUCCUGGACAAGCUGUCAGACUACUACUACCACGCUGAUCUGCUCUCACAAGCUGCGCUGGAGGAGAGCGCAUAUGGUCGGAUCAAGCAGGUGCUCAGAUGGUACCUGUCUGGCUUCUACAAGAAGCCCAAGGGUCUAAAGAAGCCUUACAACCCAAUCCUGGGGGAAAGAUUUCGCUGCUGCUGGCUCCAUCCUCAAACCGACAGCUGCACUUUCUACAUAGCUGAACAGGUGUCCCACCAUCCGCCCAUCUCUGCCUUUUAUAUCUGCAACAGGAAGGAUGGGUUUUCUAUCAGCGGGAGCAUCCUGGCCAAGUCCAAGUUCUAUGGUAACUCUCUGUCAGCUAUUCUGGAUGGCAAAGCCAGGCUGCUGUUCUUGAGCAGGGACGAGGAGUACGUCAUCACCAUGCCCUACGCUCACUGCAAAGGUAUCCUGUAUGGCACCAUGACACUAGAGCUGGGAGGGAAGGUCACCAUCGAGUGUGAGAAAACCAAAUGUUUGACAGAGCUGGAGUUCAAACUAAAGCCUUUCCUCGGAGGUGCUUGUUCUGUGAAUCAAAUCAGCGGGAAGAUCUCAGUAGGAGACGAGCUGCUGGCCACUGUUGAUGGACACUGGGACAGUGAGGUGUUCAUUCACGAGAAGCGCUCAGGACUACAGGAGACGUUGUGGAACCCGAGCCAGGAGAUCCGCAGCAGCCGCCUCAAGAGACAAGUGGUACAAAUAGACCAGCAGGGAGAGUUUGAGUCUGAAAGACUGUGGCAGCAUGUGACCAGCGCCAUCAUGGACCGGGACCAGGUGCGGGCCACCCAGGAGAAGUUUGUUCUGGAGGAGGCUCAGCGGAGAGAGGCCAGGGAGAGGGGGGACAAACCCUGGAUCCCACGACUUUUCCAUCAGGACCCCGUCACCUCUGAGUGGAGCUACAGGCACAUGGAUGUGCAGCCAUGGGACCCUGAGCGCUGUCUGGUUCAGUUUGAGAAGGACGGCGUGAUUCAGACGCACGAGAAAAGCCAGAGGCAGCACAACGGGCUCUCCUACAGCCACAGCUGGGCCAGCCAACAGAAGGCUGAGGUCAACGGGAAACGCAGGAAGGCCAGCAGCCAGCCGUCCAGCUGCAGCCAGAACACAGAGAGCAGCAGCACCACCCCAGAGCCCACGCAUGAGUCAUCUGACAAUGAAGGAUUUUCAAACCAGUGUGCACGGUGCAAUAAAGAGGUGAAGGACAUCGCACUGAUAGAGGCCUCCAUCACGUCUAUACAGAAGACACAGCAGGACAUCCAGAGGAACCUGGUGGCUCUGAGCCGUCAGCUGGCUCGUCAGAGGGCGACAGACGACGGCGUGUCGUUAACAGGUCGUCACUGUCUCAUCCUCUGCGUCCUGCUUCUCUCACAGCUCCUCCUCAACUACGUCUUCACCUGAGCCCUGCUCCUCUCAGCAGGGGGGAGGGAGGAGUUUCCCUCCGGCACUGAUCUGACAUUCGAUCCCACUGAAAAAAAGCACAGACUCUAAUCAGCAGAUGAGGGCGGAGACCUCAGAUCAGUGCUAACGAGGGCAACUUUGCCCCUUUGUUUGUUUCCUCUAAGAAGGGAGGAGCACGGACAUUAUAGCAAUAAACACAGCCACAGCCACCGCCUGUCAGUCAUCUGCAGAGAGGAACGGCACCCCCUAGUGUAGCCAGACUGAAACAGCACCGGCACCCACGCACUUUGGACAGGAAAGGAGGGAUGAUGAGAGACGAGCACGGCUAAAAAAAAAAUAAAAAAAAGAAGUAAAGGAAAAAUGAGAUUUUGAAUAAAACAAGAAGAAAUGUAUGAUGAAGAAUGAUUUUGCAAAAAGAAAUGACAGAGAGGAUGUUUCACCAUUCCUUAGUGUCUUUUUAUAUAUCGCCCUGCAAUACUGUCUAUUCUGUUAGUGUGACUGUAUGUGUGUUGUUCGUACCUACAGUACAGUAGGCCCUAUGGGCGCAGGCAGAUCACCGCUUGGACUUCUACUCUCCUUCCACUCCAGAUUCUUGGGCCUUAACGCUGAAGCCAAAAAAAGCAGACGAUGAAGAAGAAGAAGAAGAAAAACACGACAAAUACAAACGGAGAAAGAAAUAUCUUCCAACAGUGCAAUUCUGUGUGUUUUGUAUCGAUGUGCGCUCAAAUACACUCUGUCUCAUCUUUUAAUGAUGAUGAUGAUUUUACCAAAACAGUAUUUAUAAUCCGAGGAGGACAAAGCCUACUUGUUUACAGGGAGAGCACUGUGUGUGUUUUUAAAGGAAGGAAGGAAGGAGGGAUAAUGGGGACGAGGCAGGGCAGAGAGCCAAAACAGAGUGUCUUUGUAUUUGUGUGCCUGUAGUGCUGUAACAGAAGGGAUAAUAGCAUAGCACUGCUCUGGUCUAGACCAUGACACUAGUGUGUACAAUCAGUUACAUAGAGAAGCAGCGUGUGGAGGAAGGGCCAGAAGGAGCGAGUGGGAAGGAAAAAACAAGAAAAUACUUAAAUAACUUUGGCCUAAUAGAACGAGUCUGUGCGUGCAUCUCGGUCCACACCAUGUUCAAGUGACUGUUUUAAGAUGUAAACACUUAGUAAUAAGUUGGUUUUUUUGUUUUGUUUUGUUUUUCUCUUCGUUUUAAUCAAUUUGUAUAUAUUUGUCUGUUGUUUCACAAAGAGAUUUCAGAAUGUAUUUAUUGGGUGAUUAACCUUGACUUUCCUAAUCUAAUUCAGCUUGGAGGACGGAGACCAGGGGUGACAAUCGCUCUCCCAGGGUUGUGUGGGUUCGUCAUAUUUGUGUACAUGUGUAUAUGUGUGAGUGUGUGUGUGUGUCAGUGUGAGGGAGCACAUGUGUGCGAGUAAGCCAUUCUGGUCGUGCUACACAACAAAGCCGGGUCUGUGAUCUCGGCGUUUACCGGUUUUUAACCCCCCUUGCACUUCGGUCUCCAUUGUCAGUACUGAAUCUACCCAAUGGGAGAGACUCGGGGAGCACAAAGAAGGAAGUCGACUCUUUGAAUGCUUUUUAUUUACACCUUAAUCUGUUCAUGUAUUUUGUUUUUGUUUUGUUUUCAUUGUUUUCCUUUUUUCUACUCUACUGCCAUGUUGUGGGGAUUCUACAUGCCAGAUACUUUUGUCAUAUGGAACGAAACUACAGAAAACAUGAUGUUGCCCGAUGUUUUCAUUCAUACCUGUUGCGUACUGUAGCACUACAGUAAAAAAACAUUUUAACCCUGA
Messenger RNA from Acanthopagrus latus (yellowfin seabream), 4942 nucleotides. RefSeq names its product oxysterol binding protein-like 5 (gene osbpl5). Gene Ontology annotation, molecular function: sterol binding. Bases 543 to 3152 code for a protein of 869 amino acids. Gene Ontology annotation, biological process: phospholipid transport. The record is from RefSeq and is a predicted model, not a curated record. The transcript is spliced from 24 exons. Lineage: Eukaryota; Metazoa; Chordata; Actinopteri; Spariformes; Sparidae. Gene Ontology annotation, cellular component: cytosol; intracellular membrane-bounded organelle; membrane.